AUGGUGUUCGCAUUUUGGAAGGUCUUUCUGAUCCUGACCUGCCUUGUAGGUCAAGUUAAUGUGGUGCAAGUGACCAUCCCAAACCGUGUCGUGAAUGUGACUAUUGGAUAUAAUGUCACUCUCAUCUGCACCUACACCAGCACUGUGGCCUCCAGGGACAAUCUUUCUAUCCAGUGGUCACUCUCCAAUAAGAAGGAGUCACGUCCAAUUACUGUUUACUAUUAUGAAGGUGGACAAGCUGCAUCCAUCGGGCAAUUUAAAGAUCGAAUUGUUGCGUCCAAGGAGCCAGAUAAUGCAUCCAUCACUAUUUUGCAUAUGCAACCAGAAGAUAGUGGCAUCUACACCUGCGAUGUUAACAACCCCCCAGAUUUUAGUGGCAGCAAUCAAGGCGUUCUCACAGUCAAUGUGUUAGUCAAACCUUCUAAGCCCUUUUGCAGCAUUCAAGGAAUAGCAGAAACUGGCCGACCAAUCUCUCUUUCUUGCCAUUCGGUGCUUGGAACGCCUUCCCCUGUGUACCACUGGUAUAAACUUGAAGGAAAAGAUAUCAUCCCCGUGAAAGAAAGCUUCAACCCAGCCAUCGGGACUUUGGUUAUUGGAAAUCUGACCAAUUUUGAACAAGGUCAUUACAAGUGCACUGCAAUCAACAACCUCGGCAAUAGCUCCUGUGAAAUCGAUCUAACUAUUUCACAUCCAGAAGUUGGAAUCAUUGUUGGGGCCUUGGUGGGUACCCUAGUAGGUGCUGCCAUUAUCACCUUUGCGGUGUGCUACGCAAGGAGCAAGGCAAAGGCAAAGGGGAAUGAAAGGAAGAGAACUUCUAAAACCAUCACAGAACUCGAACCAAUGACAAACAGAGUUACAGAGUUCGAGACAAUGCCGUCUGAAGAUGUUAUUCAACUAGAAGCAACACCAACUUCCUUCCAUGAGAUUGAACCCGAUACCAUCCUGGGGGCAGAUCAUGGGCCUAUCACCAUUCCUGAGUAUUCCCUGGAGCCUGCCUCAGGACCUGAGCCUGCCCUGGUGCCUGAGCUUGAUAUCCAGCUGGAGCCCAAGCCCAAACCCGAGACCAAGCCAGAGCCCGGGAUUGCAAUUAAAGCCUUGGGUGAUAAGGAAAAACCAGAAUAAGUCAUAGGCUGGUAGCCUAACUGCAGUGUUUAUCACUAAGGAACCCAUUACUGGCACUUAGAAUUCAGUUGACCUAACCAAUCACCCAGUUCCUCUCUCCAUUUUGACCAACCCUCUUUUAACAAGGUGCUCCUACCAUCAAUGCAAAAUAAACAGGUCAAGAUAACUACUAAAUAAAUGCAAGGGUUCCUGCCUUACCAGUAAAAUGUACUUACAAUUUUACUAACACAUAAGCAUAACUAAUUAUAAAA
Messenger RNA from Myotis davidii, 1373 nucleotides. It is a transcript of the gene VSIG1, whose product is annotated as V-set and immunoglobulin domain containing 1. NCBI's taxonomy places the organism in Eukaryota, Metazoa, Chordata, Mammalia, Chiroptera, Vespertilionidae. The transcript is spliced from 7 exons. Bases 1 to 1122 code for a protein of 373 amino acids. The record is from RefSeq and is a predicted model, not a curated record. Gene Ontology annotation, cellular component: plasma membrane. Gene Ontology annotation, biological process: epithelial cell morphogenesis; maintenance of gastrointestinal epithelium.